GGCAUAAGACACCAGUUUACCAUUUCUAUAAAUGAUAAGGCAGAGAUGAAGAAUGAUUUCAAAAGUCAUAUUUCAAGGAAGAAGAUUCCUGGAAGUCCGACAGAUAUCAUCGAUCAAAAUAUUUCAACAGGAGAAAUGAAUGAAGAUAAGAUCAGCAAAAGAAUUCAGAAAUCUUUGAUUCCAUCCCAAGAAAACCAGAAAAUAUAAUUGAGAGGGGGAACCAGAGUGCUAUGGAGGAAAACCGGAAUAGCCCAAAUGAUAUCAGCUCUGUUUGGAGUAGAUCCCCCAUGGCCAAUACCUCUAAGAUAAAACGAAGCCGUCAGAUGGCCAGAACAAGAAUGGAAUCGACAAGUCAAUUAUCAGACCUAUCAAAGAAUCAAAAUAAUUCACAUGAAGAAACUCUAAAAGCUUCCAACAAUCCUAAAUCCGGCUUCCUUAGAAAAAGACAAGUGAGAUUGAAAAGAGAAAGGAUCCAACCCCAAAAACCGAGUGGACACGACUUCAACUUCAUCAUGAAGAACAAGACUGCUUUGGCUAAUAAAUACCUUAACGAGAGAGAUCAGACCAAUCUACCUGCUACAAAUCCUAUCCAAAGAAAGGUAAACCCGAAGGCAAACAAGAUUUAUGAGAUUAAUCAGAAAUUAGUGAAGCUGCAAAGACAAGAGAAGAAAGAAAGGGAAACUAACAUCUCCAAAGAGCAGACUGUUCAUUUGGAAGAUCGUGGCAUUGAUAAAAGAUUCCAGUCAGGAAGUCCUGAGACUAACCUCUCUGUAGAACGCACUGAUGGGAAGGCUAGUCCUGAUAAAACCCCUAUCCAUCAUCCGAAAGAUAUUCUGAAGAAACUUUAUUUCUUCCAUAAUGAUAGAGGAAAGACUCCUGAGGAAGACACAGUAGAUCAGAAAUAAAGCUAUUGUCAAGAUUAAGAAGAAAAAGAAGAAGAAGAGUAGUCGCAUGACCAACAAUUUGCCAGCCACCACUAAAGCAGUUGAUAGAAGAGAUUUUGGGAGGUAUGAAGCUUUGAGAAGGAAACCUUCUAAAAAGAAACCAGGCGCAAGUCCAAUCUCUGAGAGUAUCCUAGAGAAUGAUUUUGAUGCGGUGCAUCAAAUCCUCGCUAACAAAAAUAUCAGCUAUGGAUAUGGAGACUCCAAGAACCGUGAAAAAGUGCUGAAAUUUAUAACAGAUUUGAAAAAGCAGCAAACAGAACAAAAGGAGAAAACUGUGACAAACCUUAAGGAGAGGAUGAGCAACAUUGACAACUUGAUCAACGGUCUGGAGAAUGAUUAUUCCCAACUCUCAUAUGAGAUAGAUGUGUUCAAGGAUAAAUAAGAACGAAGCCAAUCAAGACCAACGUAGUGAGGAAGAGUACCAAGAGCUCAGGGAUUUCAUCGCAGAUUAUGAUGAAAACCAUGAGCUUUAUCAAACACCUGCAGAAAUCGGAGAUUUCAUCAAUGGUUUAUGGAAAACCCAAGAUGAGAUUGAGGAAGAAAUGGAAAAUGAACGCCAAGAAUACCAAUGGGAUAUGCGAAUCAUGGAAAAUGAGCUUCGACAACGAAUCCAAUGGGAGCGCAACAAAAGCACAUUUUAUAUAGAUGCACUUGAAGCUGCUCUUAACGAAACUAAAAUGACCAAGAAUUUAGAAAUAGAACGGCUCAAUGCUAUUAUCGCAGAUAUGGAAUCGCAUAAAGUACGAGAAGUGAUUGAAGAUGAAGAAAUCAACAAUCUCCUGAAGAUAGACCAUUCUCUUGAAUGAAUGAUUAUAACAGAUGCUCAUGACAUGAUAUCGAAAAUGAAGAAUGCACUAAGGACCAUUUAUUUCUCCAAUAAGUCUCUUUCAAAUCAGUUAAAGACAUCCCAAAGAACAGCAUUUGAGUUGUUCCAUAUGCGUGAUAAACUGCUUGAAACGUAUAUGGAUGUCCUUGAAGAGAAAUGAUUCUACCAAGAAAAUAUAGUCAAGCUCUUUUCAAGUCUUUCUAUCGAGAGCAAAUAAAGUCACUAAGGAAGUCUUGGAGUCAAUCGAAAUGCAAAAGAGAGUCCUUAAGAAUAGCAUGGAACCAGUCUUUAAGAACAGUAUUCAUGAUAAGGUUAGCAAAAUGACUAUUUCUGAUAUUCCUACGCUGUCCUCUGAUGAAUACAGGAUGAAAGGGUUUAUUGAGGAAGUAGAGAACCUUCAGUAUAUUUUGAAACAAGUAUUCGCAAAAUCCAAUCUCAAGGAUUACACCAGAACAAUGUCUAUAUCAUUCGCCAGUACUGUUGAGUACUGUAGAGAGCUAAAGGAGCUCAUGGGUGAGACAGUUAAUUCCGAUGGGAAAAGCAGCCAUCGGCUUAAAAGAAUCCAAGAAAAAGCUUCCUCUUCCCAUCGUAAAGAAAGAAGUAUUAGCAAUGCUAAAAAGAUUAAAAGGAAAACCACCCAUGGGGUUGAAAGUGAUGGGUCUGAUGAAGUAAACUCUAGCCGCAUAAAGGAUAAAUUGAAUCAAAUAAAUCAUGGUAGCCCAGUAAUCAUCCCUGUUGAGCUUGAAAAGCCAACUAAACAAAUGAGUAAACCAAAACUUAGAACCCGAGGAGGCCUCAAUGAAGGAAAUAUGCAUAAAAUAAGAGGCUUGAAAAAUAUUACUACCAGAAUGAGCCAGGAUCAGAAGAUCCAACACCUUAUAGGAAAAAUAGAGGAUAUAGAUCUGAACUCUUCUUCAGCUUCAGAAAAAGAUUUCAAAAUUAAUAUGAAAUUUAGUAGGAAAACGUUAAACAUCAAGAAAUUUGUCAAGAACCAGCUGGUUCAGACUGAAGAAAAGUAUGUAUCCCAGAGAAGAAAGAAGAGAUCCUCUAUUGCAGCAAGUUCUGGUGCGGCUAGAAGAAGUUUCAAAUUCAAAUAAAAAGAGGAGUAAAGACUCUUUCAUUUCCUCAUCAAUGAGCUUCAUUGAUGAGCUGGAUAUCGGUGAUGGAGAGACACCUAAGAAUGAUUAUAUCUUUUUGAAUUCUGAGCUUCUGCAAAAUGUAGAUGACCUUGUCAACAAUAAAUUCAAAAAGAGUGAAGGCUUCAAGUUCUCCAAGGCCAAACUUAAGAGAAAGAAGUUUACAAAAGCAAGUGCAUUUUCAAAGGGAAGUAGUUUUGCGAUGAAAUCAAAAGAUUUGAAACCAUUUAAUUUUAACAAGUCUUUAUCCAAUUUCUCUCAUGAAGGUUCUACUAAUUCUGAAGCAGAGGCUGAAAAUAGCAGGAUCAGCUCUUCAGAAGUGAUUAAAAUUAUCGAAAAAUUAUAUGAAAAACUAGUCGCAUGCCUAGACAAUGCCUUAAUGAGACAGAGGUUUGAGAACUCCUUCAAGAGUAAUUCUACAGAAAGCACCAAGAAGGUUAAUAAAUCUCGACAAGAUAUUUUUAAGGCAAAGAUGGCAAUUAUAAAAACUAUUAAGAGAAGCACUCAGGCCUUGUUCAUGAAAUAUUCCAUCAGAGAGCGUGCCAUGAAGCACUUCUUCAAGAAUCUAAGAAACUUAGUGGAGAAAGAAAGCAAAGAUAUGAAAGUCGAUGCAAGCAGGAACAUUAAGGUCAUCUUCAAGGAUAUCCUUGAUGGAGACUCCUUUAAUCUAAAGAAAAUCAGGAAUUACUCAGAAGAAGCCAGAGGCCUGAUUGGAAUUGAAGAAGUCAGUAGUAUUUCGAGUAAUGAUGAAAGGUCGUUGACUAAGAAUAAGAGUUACCAUACUUUGUACUCUGAUGAUCAGGAGUCACAUACUUCGCAAAGUGCCAAUAAAAGGAAUAGCUUCCAGAAUGAGCAAAUCAGAAUGCUAGCAGGGUUAAAGCCUACAACAACUAUUGUAAAAACACAACCUGCAGAGAUCCAAUGAGGUGUAGAAACCUGUGAUAAAGAGACUAUCACUAUUUUGAAAAUAAGGGCUAAUGAUGUAGCUUGGGAUGAUAUCGACCUCAAAAAUGAUACUGGGAAGGAAGCUGCUAAAACUAUGAUCGCAUUAGAUUGAUAUCUUGACUCUAUAAACAUACACGACAUGGACCCAGAUCUAUCACAGGAUAUGUCUAAAUUAAACCUCCAUGGAUCCAUAGAUGCUAGCAUGCACCGAGAAACACCCUUAGAAUGUGUGAAGGAAGAAAGCCAUAGACCAAAAUUGAAUAGAACUACAUUCACUCCAUUUAUUCCUCCAAAAAUCUUAUCAGAGUCUUUAAGUACAUCAUUCCCAAAAUGAAAGCCAGAUAUUUAUGCGACAGGAGGAGGUUUCAAGCUGAAAGAAUUAUCAAAGCGACAGAAGCGUAACAGGAAUAAUUUCCUUAAAUUUUCUAACUCCCAGACUCGUCAUCGGUAUUCUCGAAGUAAUGUACCAAUGAACAGAUUCAGAGAGUACAACAACGGAAAUAGGUCUCUUUUUGAGAAUUACCUCGAAGCCCAGAUCAGAGUUGAUCAAUCACAAUUGUCUGGAAGGAAAUCAGGUUUUCCAGUAGUCCAUGCAAGGAAUAGUUCAUUAUAA
This is a messenger RNA of Moneuplotes crassus, 4464 nucleotides long. The record is from the annotation of a GenBank genome assembly. Lineage: Eukaryota; Ciliophora; Spirotrichea; Euplotida; Euplotidae.